UCUGCUACGCGCACUUGCCCAGAGAUCGCCAAAUCACGUCUGAGCGGCCACGUGCGUGGCGUGCCGACUUGUUCCUCAGGUACCAGAUGGCAGCAGAGGAGAAGAAAACGGGGGCGGGAUAGGUGCCGAUCACUUCUGGCGGCUGUCGCAUCCGGAGCGCCUCGCCGCAUUUCUCGCCGGCCUGCCGACGCUCAAAUCGCCCCAGCGGACUGCCGGGUGGCCGGCUCCCCUCUCGGAAGGCGGCCCGUAUCGCUCCUUGUGUGUCUAAGAAGUGGUGGCAGAAUCUUCGCAGUCAUCCCUUCGCUGUGGCAACCAGAGCGUUUUAAAGACACCCCGCCCAGCCACGGCGCCUCACCCGAGAAAGUCAGCCGUCGAUCAACAGGUGGCGAGCCGAGGCCCGCCUCACAGAUCCGGACCGCGCUGGACACCCGCCAGCUCCCGCCGGAGGACCGAGGUGCAGAGAGGGCGGUGCGGGCGAAGCGGACGGACAUGGAGGAGGCCGAGGUCAGCGGAGUCGCAGAGGAGCGGGAAGGGGCGCGCGCAGAGGUGCCCCAUUCCGAAAGGCCCAGCGUGCCCCUCGACAACCUCAAGAUGAUCUUCGAGAAGGGCGAAGCGGACCAGGCGUCGUCAAGCAGAGGAAACGGUGCUAAUCCAGCCAGCAUGGAGCAGCUUCUGGGGGACGGGAGUCUCGCGGAGUCGACCCCUCUCCGAGACCGGAUGGCCCUCUACCAGGCGGCCGUCUCCAAACAGGAUGCCACCCCGACUGAUCUGCAAGAACCGUUUGGUGGCAAACAGAAGGAGAAUGUUCCACCCUUCUCCCUGGACAUGAGUCCAGAGCCUGAGCCAGCAAACAGCAGAAAGAGUUUUAGUGCCGAGAGCAACGGUCCCGGUGCUGGCAACGCCGUAUCCUGCUCUCCAGCCAAAACUCCGAGGAAUUUCCGGCCACCUGUGCGGGAGGCGUGCGUGUCCUGUCAGAAGACGGUGUACCCUCUGGAGAGGCUGGUGGCCAACCAGCAAAUUUUCCACAGCGCUUGCUUCCGCUGCUGCCACUGCAACACCAAACUCAGUUUGGUCAACUACGCCUCCCUGCACAACAACGUGUACUGCAAGCCGCACUUCUGCCAGCUCUUCAAGGCCAAGGGCAACUACGAUGAGGGCUUUGGCCACCGGCCCCACAAGGAGCUGUGGGAGAGCAAAGGCGAGCUGCGGGAGAUAAUGACGGCGGCGACUUCGCCACAGGCCGGCGCUCACGCUGAGAGCUUCUCUUCCCUCGGCUCAGAGCUGGCGAGCCCCAGCGUGGAGGACUCCCCGCUCGCCAAGGUCAAUGUCCUGACCGCCACCAUGGAGGCCCUGGGACAAGGAUCCCUGGAGAAGAGCGACAGGCCGGCGGAGGCGCGCAGGCUGAAAAUCUCCUGGCCGCCGCAACCGGAAGGCGUCGGCCGCCGCAGCGGAGCCGCCGCACCCGCCGAGGGGGCCGGCAAGCCCAUCCGAGCAAAGUGGCCCCCAGAGGACGGCUCCUCCUCGUCCUCCUACUCGCCGCCUGAACAAGCCAGAGGAGCUUCCUGCCUGUGGAGGAGCUCCUCCUUGAAGGAGCCCCGCACACCCUUCAUGCCGACCAGCCAGGCCGAGCCCGACGAGGGGUCCCCUAGCGGGGGGACGUCGCCAGACGACAGCGUGCCCGCACAAGACGGCCGUGUGGAUGUCAACGGCAGCUUUGGGGAGGAGGGCGAAGAUGUGUCUGAGCAGGAAGGUGAGGACGUGCUGGACAAGGGUGACCAAGAUGCGGAGAAGGGAGAAGACGUGCCCAUGCGUCAGCUCACCCAUGAGGUCCGCGCAGGGGGUCGGGCUCACCGGAAGGAGCAGACGGACGACCGUGAAGAUGCGAAAGUCGACAAGUCGUCUCUGGAGGAAGAGGCAGAGGCCGGCCGCUUGCCGCAGGACGCGGGCUUCCGGGACUGCGAGGAGGCUGAGGACAAGGCACAGCUGGAGAUGCUGACCGUGGAGGAAAUGAUCAAGCGAAAUCGCUACUAUGACGAAGAGGAGGAGGAAGAUGACGAUUGCUAAAGUCACCUUCCUCGUCCCCCUGCCUCGUUGCUGCAGUGUCUGGUCUUGAACACAAGCAAGCUCUUGAACUGUGCCUCAUCCUUCUGCAUUCAAAGCCAUUCUGACUGCUUUUUUUCCUCUGACCUUUUUAACUGUAACGUAGUUCAACUUUGUCCCAGUUACAGAAUAUUUGUAUACAUAAAUGCCCGAAGAUUAUACCGCAGAGGUAUUUUACACUACCCUUUCUCAUUUGAAUGUGUUUUGCAAUUGCAGCUCGCUGCUUCUUUAUUCAAGAUUGCAAUGACAACUAAAUCAGCAAAUAAACUAAACCUUUCAAUA
Messenger RNA from Phyllopteryx taeniolatus (common seadragon), 2382 nucleotides. It is a transcript of the gene lima1a, whose product is annotated as LIM domain and actin binding 1a. Gene Ontology annotation, cellular component: actin cytoskeleton; plasma membrane. The record is from RefSeq and is a predicted model, not a curated record. Gene Ontology annotation, molecular function: actin filament binding. Lineage: Eukaryota; Metazoa; Chordata; Actinopteri; Syngnathiformes; Syngnathidae. Gene Ontology annotation, biological process: actin filament bundle assembly. The coding region runs from base 490 to 2064 and encodes 524 amino acids. The transcript is spliced from 11 exons.